Serpula lacrymans var. lacrymans S7.9 is the source of this 877-nucleotide messenger RNA. RefSeq lists its product as uncharacterized. Lineage: Eukaryota; Fungi; Basidiomycota; Agaricomycetes; Boletales; Serpulaceae. The record is from RefSeq and is a predicted model, not a curated record. Bases 178 to 516 code for a protein of 112 amino acids. The transcript has 3 exons.
CGCCUUUGCGGCCGGCAUAUAUUAUGCUUUAGAACACGUUCGAUCGAAGUACAUAGUCUACCAAUACCCACCGCUGAACUUCAACACCAUGCUUCACCAUCAGGUCACUCGCCGCUCGGCUCGCCCAUUCUAAUCCACCGAUUCCAUAACAGAACAUACCACAAAGUCUCGAUUUCUAUGCCUAAAUCUACCACUUUUCCACUCGUCGAAGGAGAGCCGAACACUUACACACUCUCCGUCCUGGCUUACGACGUUCACAACGGACUUUGUUAUUACGCUAUUACGCUAUCACUUUUUCCUGUCCCAGCGCUCGACGUUACACUUUUGGCCGCUCAGACCACAAGUCUCUCCCCCACAUCUCAGCCCUCACAAUGCUCUCCUGACAACUCGCCCAUCAUUCCACCCACGCCGUUGACUACUGCAACUUCCAAUUCGUUACCACUCACACGUUUGGUUCCCAUGGCCGACGUGGAGUGUGGGUGGAGAGGGUCAGGGGAAGUACGACUAGAACUGUAGUUGCUUUCGUUUCUCCGGAUGCUACACCCGCUGGGGUAAGCGGUACAGAUUACAUCCCAGGAAGUAGUGACAAUGAGCCGUUUCGUCAGCGAGAUGAACAAGGAACCAAUGACGAGAAUCCAAAUCCCGUUCAGGGCGAACUCUGCACUAAUGUUCCUCCCCUCAACGCAAGAGCUGUUUUCAGCGUCUAUUCAUACGAUUUACGAGAGGAUAUCACUAUUUGCGCGCUAUCUGAGGCUACCGGGAGAAUAGCGCUGGGCACGAGGACGGGUGCGAUUCGAGUUAUAUGAUAUCAGGACAUGAUGCAAGACCAAUAGUCUACCUCCCGAGUGCUCGCUAUGAUUCAUCUUGACCUUGUACC